AUGAAAUACCAAGGGCCAUUGCGUCUAAGACCUAUGCAGGUGGAAGAACCUUUCCAGCAAUGGGGCCUGGAUUUCAUUGGAGAGAUAAUAGAUCAUUCGAGUGGAGGUCACAAGUGGAUAUUGGUGGCCACUGACUACCUUACUAAAUGGGUAGAGGCAAUCCCUAUCAAACAAGCUACUAGUAGGGUGGUGAUUAAGUUCAUGAUGGAGAACAUUAUUAUCAGGUUUGGUAUCCCUGCAAGAAUAAUUAAUGAUAACGCUAUGUGCUUCAGAUCUGAAGAAUUUGAUACUUUCUAUGAGGAAUACGGCAUUAAGAUAUCACACUCGUCCCCAUACCAUCCUCAGGCCAAUGGACAUGCAGAAUCUAGUAAUAAAAACAUUCUUAAGAAUAUUAAGAAAAUACUUGGAAAUAACAAAAGGGCUUGGAAUUCAAAGUUGAAUUUAGCAAUUUGGGCAGAUAGAAUUACAAUAAAAAAAUCUAUGGGAGAGUCUCCAUUCGAAUUAGUGUAUGGAAAACAAGCUAGAAUUCCUCUUGACAACUCGCUACUAGUCCAUAAAUUCAUGAUUCAGGAAGGAAUCGAUAAUGUUGAUCCUCUACACGAGAGGUUUGAAAAAAUUGGCUUAGUUAGAUGA
This is a messenger RNA of Cryptomeria japonica (Japanese cedar), 633 nucleotides long. RefSeq lists its product as uncharacterized. Gene Ontology annotation, biological process: DNA integration. The coding region runs from base 1 to 633 and encodes 210 amino acids. The transcript has a single exon. Gene Ontology annotation, molecular function: nucleic acid binding. Lineage: Eukaryota; Viridiplantae; Streptophyta; Pinopsida; Cupressales; Cupressaceae. The record is from RefSeq and is a predicted model, not a curated record.